AUGUCUUCCAAUGGAAACUACUCCGAGCUGGAGUCUAGACCUCGAACAAGAGCAUUGCUGGAUCCUGUUAGUAUCAAAAACCCCUUUGAACAUUCAACCAUUAAUGCCUAUGGCCAUACUGCGAAUAUAGUUCCACCGUUUGUGUUGGAUACCUUAACAUAUGCCAGUAACAGAGAACAAAAAGAUACAGGGGCUCGAGAUGUUAAUGUAGACGCCAUAUCCAAUCAAAGAUCCAAUAAGGAAGACCGUCGUCUGUAUGCUUCAUCUGCCAAUAUGACAAGAUAUGCCACCGAUAACAAUACUCUAACCACAGCGGUUACUGAGGAUGCCUUUGGAACUAAUGAAGAUGAAUAUAUAAAAACUAUAGAUGAUACUUGGCAUAAGUUUCUUGCUUCUGUUACUCAACCCAGUGGGUAUGAUCGAGAUGUUGUUACCUUUGAGACAAAACGACUUCCAGAUUUAGGGUUGGAUAAGGAAUGGGGUGGAGACCAUCGAUUGAAACUGGCAUUGGUGGGUUCUUCUUCUCAAAAUAGCAGUGAUGAAGAUAAAGAUGAUCGAGAUUACUUUUUAUGCUUCCCCUUCUUUAGAAAGCCUAGGAAAUCUAAAGAUUUUGAGUCUGAUUCACCAAAAGUAAGAUCCAGAGCUGGGUACUGGAUGUCUAAUGAAAAGAGAAAGAUCGUAAUUCCAACAUUACAGAGAAUGUUUUUACUGAAUCCAAUGGUUCCAUUAAUUCUUCGUGUUGUUAUCAUAAUACUUGUGGGUACAUCAUUAGGUAUGGCCAUAACCAUAUUUCAAUUUUCCAACAAUAGAAUCGAUGCAGUUGCACAACAACCAAGCACAAUAAUGGCUAUAGUGGUACAAUGUUUUGCCUUGGCUUAUUUGAUAUAUAUUGCUUACGAUGAAUAUUCUGGUAAACCUUUAGGACUUCGGAAUCCAAUGGGUAAAAUGAAACUUAUUUUACUUGAUUUAUUAUUCAUCAUUUUCUCCGCUGCUAACUUGGCAUUAGCAUUCAAUACUCUUUAUGAUGAUAAAUGGGCUUGUGUUCGAAGCAAUAGUUUUACCAAAGUGGGAGUACCUUCAGGAAAGAUUGGUUCACUUUGUCGUCGUCAAAGAGCUAUGGUUAGUUUUUUGUUUAUGAUAUUGUGUUUCUGGUGUUUGACAUUCACCAUCAGUAUUACUCGAGUAGUGGUUAGAGUUUCUGGUGUUGAUGAUAUACGAGGCUAA
Molecule: messenger RNA, 1224 nt
Organism: Lizanozyma spartinae
Lineage: Eukaryota; Fungi; Ascomycota; Pichiomycetes; Serinales; Debaryomycetaceae
Exons: 1
Coding region: 1-1224 (407 amino acids)
Biological process (GO): positive regulation of catalytic activity
Cellular component (GO): cell periphery; fungal-type vacuole
Source: RefSeq, a predicted model, not a curated record